AACAAUCUGGCAAGUUUAGGAUGGGGAACGAAAACAAAACACUUCUGGAACAACGGGAAACAUUUGCUAUGGAGUCAUAUCGUAGCGCUGUACAAAUCGGACACAGAUUCCCUGCUUCGGAAGACCAAGCUGACAUGCGAUCACGUUUACCUCACCCCACACGCUAAGAUGAGAGUGAAUUUGGCAGCACAAGUGCUUAGCUACUCUGUAGGACGCCUGCUGCAGGCAAAUUCAGGAGAAGAGGCGCAGGAAACAGCCAAAUUCGUCCUGCUUAUGGACAGAUUUUUCGACUGUCUGAACGUACGAUCGCACAAUGAGGCCGAGCGGAAAAGGAAGCCUGAUCUGCUGCCCUUCCGGAAUGCUGAUGAUGCCCGCUUUCAUUUCCUUGAACACGAGUUCCUCGGCUACGUCAAUGAAUGGGCAAAUGCAGCUGCAACCAGACCUGGCAACUACACGAAGGCUGCUAGAAAUGCCAUGUUUUUGUCACAGCAAACGUCUGAAGGGUUAUGGAUGACAGUACAUUCUGUGAUUGAAGCGACAAGAUACCUACUCAACAAUGGCGUCGAGUUCGUCUUCACCAAUGUUUUCUGCCAAGAUCCUAUAGAGGAGCACUUUGGCCGCCACAGAGGUCUAGGGAGAAGAUGCGAUAACCCUAAUCUUUGGACAUUUGGAUACCAAGAGAAUAAAAUCCGCAUGCAACGGUCUCUCGCACAUGCAUUCUACUCCAGAGGCAAUGUCACCAGCCACAUGAAAAGACAACGACUGAGUGCUAUCUCAAAUAGUCCUUUGAAGAACUGCAAACGAAAAUGA
Priapulus caudatus is the source of this 810-nucleotide messenger RNA. RefSeq lists its product as uncharacterized. The transcript is spliced from 6 exons. Bases 169 to 810 code for a protein of 213 amino acids. NCBI's taxonomy places the organism in Eukaryota, Metazoa, Priapulida, Priapulimorpha, Priapulimorphida, Priapulidae. The record is from RefSeq and is a predicted model, not a curated record.